AUGGAAACGUAUGUGGGUCUAAUGAACAGCGGCUGGGAUUAUUCCUGGGCCGGUCCAGAGAAGAAAGUGAAUGUUACACUUAGGGAUUAUAUCUAUAACCACGCACGCACCUUUCGCGAACCAGCUUUUCAAGAAGAGCAGAGAAAGUGGUUCCAUGUCUAUUUUGACAAAAUCGCAGACAAAAAUGGCCACGGUCAUUUGACCCAAAAGGAUUAUGAAGAGUUCCUUGGCCUUUUUGGCGUUCACCCGUUAUCCGUUCCUCCGUCUUUUGACGCCUUGGACACUGAUGGUGAUGGUCUGAUCAGCAAAGAAGAGUUCGCAAAUGCCGGCGUUGAUUUCUUCUGCUGCAUUGCAGACACCCCGACAAAGAUGUUUUUUGGUCCGUUUUUGGCUUAA
This is a messenger RNA of Lingula anatina, 396 nucleotides long. RefSeq names its product sarcoplasmic calcium-binding protein-like. The record is from RefSeq and is a predicted model, not a curated record. NCBI's taxonomy places the organism in Eukaryota, Metazoa, Brachiopoda, Lingulata, Lingulida, Lingulidae.